Molecule: messenger RNA, 1842 nt
Organism: Piliocolobus tephrosceles (Ugandan red Colobus)
Lineage: Eukaryota; Metazoa; Chordata; Mammalia; Primates; Cercopithecidae
Gene: NKD2
Product: NKD inhibitor of Wnt signaling pathway 2
Exons: 10
Coding region: 220-1530 (436 amino acids)
Biological process (GO): negative regulation of Wnt signaling pathway
Cellular component (GO): cytoplasm
Molecular function (GO): calcium ion binding
Source: RefSeq, a predicted model, not a curated record
CCGCCGCUGCUGUCCCCGCGCUCUGCGCCCGGUGCCCUCCAUCUCCGCCCCUCGGCCCCCGGCUCCCCCGGCCCGGCACGGCGUCGAGCCAUCUUCCCUCACUUCCUACCGGAACCCUAGCUUGCUCCCGGCACAUGUGGCCCCCGCGGGCGCCCGGCCCCGGCUCCAGAACUCAGCCUUGCACCUGAGCGCCGGGCCCGGCGGGGCGCGGCGGCAGCGAUGGGGAAACUGCAGUCCAAGCACGCCGCCGCCGCCCGCAAACUGAGAGAGAGCCCGGAAGGGGACAGCUUCGUGGCGUCAGCGUACGCGAGCGGCCGCAAAGGAGCGGAGGAAACGGAGCGGCGCGCGCGGGACAAGCAGGAGCUGCCCAAUGGGAACCCCAAGGAAGGGCCUUUCCGGGAGGACCAGUGUCCCCUAGAGGUGGCACUCCCCGCUGAGAAAGCUGAGGGCCACGAGCGCCCAGGACAACAACUCAGCGCAGAUGACGGAGAGAGGGCAGCAAACCGCGAGGGCCCACGAGGACCAGGCGGGCAGCGCCUCAACAUUGACGCACUCCAGUGCGAUGUCUCGGUGGAGGACGACGACCGCCAGGAGUGGACGUUCACGCUCUACGACUUUGACAACUGUGGGAAGGUCACCAGGGAGGACAUGUCCAGCCUCAUGCACACCAUCUAUGAGGUCGUGGAUGCCUCGGUCAACCACUCCUCGGGCAGCAGCAAGACCCUCCGUGUGAAGCUAACCGUCAGCCCUGAGCCCUCCAGCAAGAGGAAGGAGGGUCCUCCUGCUGGCCAGGACCGGGAGCCCAACCGUUGCAGAACAGAGGGUGAACUGCCAGAGGAGCCAAGGGUGGCCGACAGGAGGUUGUCUGCACACGUCAGGAGGCCCAGCGCUGACCCCCAGCCCUGCUCAGAGCGGGGACCCUACUGUGUGGACGAGAACACGGAGCGCAGAAACCACUACCUGGACCUCGCCGGGAUUGAGAACUACACGUCCAGAUUCGGCCCUGGGUCCCCUCCUGUGCAAGCCAAGCAGGAGCCCCAGGGCAGGGUCUCGCACCUCCAGGCCCGGUCCCGCUCCCAAGAGCCGGACACACACGCCGUGCACCACCGUAGGUCGCAGGUGCUGGUGGAACACGUGCCAUCCGUGGAGCCUGCUGCCCGGGCCCUGGACCCACCGCCCCGGCCGAAGGGGCCGGAGAAGCAGUUCCUCAAGUCCCCCAAGGGCUCCGGGAAGCCGCCCGGGGUGCCAGCCAGCAGCAAGUCCGGGAAAGCCUUCAGCUACUACCUGCCGGCCGAGCCCCCACCGCCACCCUACGGCCACAAGCGGUACCGCCAAAAGGGCAGGGAGGGCCACUCGCCGCUCAAGGCCCCGCACGUCCAGCCUGCCGCCGUGGAGCAUGAGGUGGUGCGGGACCUGCCGCCCACGCCAGCGGGAGAGGGCUACGCGGUGCCGGUGAUCCAGCGGCACGAGCACCACCACCACCACGAGCACCACCACCACCACCACCACCACCACUUCCACCCAUCCUAGUGCCGCCGCCAAGCACACCUCGCUCCAGCACACCACGGCCCGCACCCUCGGGACCGGGAGCCGAGCAGCUGCCUGCUGUGUGCCCGUGGGGAGCCCAGCACCCCCCACCUCCGACAGCAAACAGCAGCUGACUGCAGGUGCUGGCGUGACGGAGGCGGCACAGCUUGGACACGUGGACAAGGCCCGGGGCCCUCUGCUCUCCUGCCCUCGAUGCCACGUAGCGGUGAACACAUCUGGGCCGCUGCGUUUCCCGGCUCUAAGGCUCAUCUGUGUAACCCAUAAAACUGCUUUCCUUUAGGAUUCCAAAAUGAG